This is a messenger RNA of Lampris incognitus (smalleye Pacific opah), 1409 nucleotides long. RefSeq lists its product as uncharacterized. The record is from RefSeq and is a predicted model, not a curated record. NCBI's taxonomy places the organism in Eukaryota, Metazoa, Chordata, Actinopteri, Lampriformes, Lampridae. The coding region runs from base 187 to 810 and encodes 207 amino acids. The transcript has 4 exons.
CUUGAUUUAUUCAAAUGCUGAUGGAAAUAUUGGGUCGGAAGGUUUCUUGGUGUGGCUCGAGAUCAUCAGCGAGUAGUACAGCUGUUCGGGAUUCGUCUCUGGCGUUGCACUCCGGGACACAUUUACUGAUACGGGCAUUUUGAAAGAAGAGACCACCUAAAAGCCGUCUUUACAGUGAUUUUCAGGAUGCUGCAGCCAAACAUCCCUUUGAUUAAUUUGUGGGUCGCCAUCAUUUUAUCAGUCUCUUCAGAAAAUUCAGGGGUGAAAACUAUUUGCACAAGUGACGACGUGACUCCUGGAUACCUGAUGAUACGCUGCAAGAUGGACUACUCCGCGCUUAAAACGUCGUGUGCCGUUGAACGGUAUUCAUGGAGCAAAGACAUGUUUGGCAGCGACAUUGUGUGCCAGGGGACAACGAGCGACAAAGACAACACGGUGCAAAUAUACACCUGUGGCUUGCACAACGAGACGCAGGAGCUGUAUCUCAACAUCUCCGGUGCCAAAAAAGACAGGAUGGGGUGUUACAACGUUGAAGUGCGAACAGACUGUGGAUUUGCUGAUGCCGCCAUUAACGUAGGAGACGGUAAAAGCCUGGAUCAGCAUUCUCCAAAUAGUUCUGUGUCUGUACUGACAUGGAAUCAUGCCUUGUUUGUAACGGCUGGUUUAAUUGUUGUUCUGGCCGUUGGGUUAUGCCUGCUUGCGAAGAGAAGGACAAUAAUCGCCUAUUUCCGGAUGAAGAUGAGGCAAAAGGACAGGCCAGAGGAUCAGAGACCAGAACAUCAACAACCUCUAGCGUCUAGCCUUUUCUGAACAUCAGUAAGUGUGGAUGUAAGAUAUGCUGGCCAAACCACUCCAUCAAAUCCCACCUAAAUCGCUCCUCUGUCUCUGGCCUCCUUGCCGUCUGUAAGGGCAGCGUAUACACUACAACAGACAGGACUGUGAGCAGAACCCCCUCCACCCACCCCACCUACUCUGACUAAUGAAGCAGCAGCCACUGUUUCUCUUUCUUGCCAAUGUCAAGUCAAUUUUAUUUGUGUAGCCCAUUAUCACGAAUUACAAAUUUGCCUCACAAACACACAGUGUGGCUUCUCGAUUUAAGUUGUGACAUAACCUGCGGUUUGUUUGUUUUCCCACCUGUUUCCUCCUCUCACUUGACUUUCAGUCAGGUCCUUUGAGUUUUUUUUUAUACUGUCUAAUGGUGUGAUUUGUUUAAUUUAAUUUCUUUUCUUUCAGAACAGACUGUUCAGUCAUCUACUCAACACUUUUCAACACUAAAGAUAGGGGCAAUGGGUGGUCCAAAUGUAAAAAAAAAAAAAAAAAAAGAAAAUCUGUACGCCAAACACUUUUGAAUGACAGGACAGAUGAAUGUUUGUGAAUUGAUUUGCUGCACAUUCUCCAGAUAAAGUUGU